AUGAACUUCAAAAUAUAUUUUGGCAUUUUCACGAUCCUUUCAACAUUUUCUCUUGGUUUUUCUUCUGAAAUAAAUGGAAAACCAUUUCAAAGAAUUGAAAUGAAAAGCUUAAAGUGUGAAGGAGUGAAAGAUUUUUAUUUUCCGAACAUGACUUGCUACGCAAAACCUUUCAAUCGGACAACUUACACUUUUACAGUUUACGUAAAAUUUAAAAAACCUUUGGAAGUUUAUUACGAACCACUCUUGUUGGAAUAUCGCUAUGGUAAUAUUUUCAGAGAAAUCAUUAAAUCUCCUCAGUUCAAUUGGUGUUCCUUUGAGAACAACACAAAUCCGAUCGUCAAACUUUACUACAGAACUUUAAAACUUUCAGACGAAAAAUUAAUCAGAAAGUGUCCCAUACAUGAACUCGAUGAUAAAAGUGUCGUAAUAUCCACAGUUGCGUUUCCAGAUAUUUUUCCAAGGGGAGAUUAUCGUUUUCUUCUUGAAUCUCUCGAUAAAAAUGAUUAA
This is a messenger RNA of Clunio marinus, 507 nucleotides long. The record is from the annotation of a GenBank genome assembly. NCBI's taxonomy places the organism in Eukaryota, Metazoa, Arthropoda, Insecta, Diptera, Chironomidae.